AUUAAAUAACGCACAAGGGAACGAUACGUGAGAGUGGUAGGGGAAUUAGAGAGUGGGGCGGGAUCAGUUAGUAAGAGUAAAAUAGUGUUUAAGAUUUAGAUCUAAGACUUCAAUUCAGUUACGUAUGUGCAUUAAAUUAAGCUACAAAUGAUUAAUAUCACAGCUAUGGAGUCCUUCCAAUGAUAGGGGGUCACGAAGGAUAAAGAAAGAAUAUCAACAAACAGGAAAACAUUCAAAGGUGCAGAAAUUUGUGUGACAGGCUCAAAAUGGCGGUUGAUGGUGAAAAAGCUCUUCGACAAUCUAAGGUGGAGAACUGUCAACAGAUGCUCUCUCUUAAUGAAAUGUUCCAUCUUGUCGGAGAUAGGCUGACCCCGAAAGAAGUAGUGUGCCUCACCAAAAACGGACUCUCCGAUGUCUCUUCAAACUUAGGAAAAGACUCAAAAAGCCCCUCGGAUGCUAGUGUUUGUAAUAACAACACGGCCAGCAGUAGUAGAACAGUUCGUUCUCAUGCGACGGAAGCUAAAAACAUUUCAUCUCCUCCACAAAGCUCUUCUUCCAGACCAAGAGUGACGAACGAAAUCGACCAGAGAUCUUUGAUGAAAAAGGUGAACGAUGGCUACGACUACUUCAUGGCUUUAGAAAGGGCAGGUAUGGUCGACGGUACGAACUUCGGCAAGAUCCUGCAUGCUCUUGCAAUCACAGGCCGACAGGACCUCCUCCCUUACGUCACCCUUCGUCGACGAAAAACUGUUACACCUGAUCCUGUUGAUGAAUACCUUGAAGAAACCUCUCGUAAUGGCCAGAAGAGACCCAUCGACUCUUCUUUGUCUUCAACCACAAAAGGCUCAACUGCCACUGUAACUGGGACCCCAGCCAAAAGACCAAGAAAAUCUCGUGCUGGCCGUAGCAACCGUAAAUCAAAAACCCGGAUAUCACAAGAUAGUGACAUGAACAAAUCACAGGAUUCGGAUGACAUUAAAAAGAAAGUAACUUGCGAUAUUCGGUUGAGAGUCCGUGCUGAGUACUGCCAUCAUGAAAAUGUGCUUGAAGGCAAUGUCUUCUCAAAUAAACCUGAGUUACUUGAAAGGCAGUUUGAAAAAUUUGCCCAGGCCAACACAAUCCUUAAAUCUCGGGACCUCGGUUCCAUUAUUUGUGAUAUAAAAUUCUCAGAACUCACUUAUUUGGAUGCAUUCUGGCGAGAUUAUAUUAAUGGCUCAUUAUUGGAAGCUCUUAAAGGCGUGUUUAUCACAGAGUCCUUGAAACAGGCUGUUGGUCAUGAAGCCAUCAAGUUACUUGUUAAUGUGGAUGAAGAUGAUUAUGAAGCAGGUCGACUGAAGUUACUCCAGAAUCUCCAAGAUUAAAGAACAAGGCUGACAUUAACAUUUUUUUUUUAAUUAUUAUUAAUAUUAAAUAAAAAAAAUAUUUUUUUGGUUAAUUUUUUAGCCCAAAUAGUGGUAGCUGAAAUUAACGGCUGCUAGCAUGUCCCUCUAGAUUUAGGGGUUGGGGGAGGAUGGUGUGGGCGGUGGGGAGUAUAGGGGUGCCCUAAAUACCAUUGACGGUUGUUACAUCACCGUUGACAUUAUUACAUGGUGCUAGCUAUUUUCCCCCCCAUGCAACCUGAAGACUCACCCGAGUGAUUGUCUUUCUCCUUCCCACCAUUUCUUCUAGCUAUUUCUGUCAGCAGCAACCGUUUCUUCAAAUGCUCACAUGUAAAUGAUGUGCUGUAUGUCAGAGCGCCACAUGUGACAGCACGCCUGCCACAUGUUGCAAUGAGCCAGGUAGGUGGCAGCACUUAAUAUUGGAGUGGCAUGACACAUGCGGCGGCACAACACAUAUUCUGCAAUGCACUGUGUGUCAGAGUACCACAUGUUACAAUAUGCUACAUGUUGGCUUACUAUGUAUGCUCCAUGCCAUAGUUUUGGAAAUUCCUGCAGAUUUUCUUUAUAUCAAAAUAAAUAUAUAUAUGUACAUACAUAGAUUAUAUAUAUUUAUAUAUAUACACAUUGAUAUAUAUAUAGUUUCUGUAUGUGUGUGUGUGUAUAUAUAUAUAUAUAUAUAUAUAGGUACACUGGUGGAAUACAUAAUUAUUUUAUAAUGUAUGCAUGUGUGUGUGUUGGAUGUAUAAACAGGAUAAAAAUUACUUGAUACGUGUAGUGGAGGUUUAUUUAUUCAUUCGGAGCUGAUAUUUUUUCUCUGUUGCUGCUUAGAGUAAGCAACAGAGUGAAUCAUUUUGCUGUGUGUGAUCAUUGAAGUGACAUGAAGAUGUCUUUUUUUUUUUUUUUUUUUUUUUUGUCACCUGAAGGAGUGAAUAUAGAAAGGAUUGGAUGGUUACUGUUUGUGUUUAAAAUAAGUGUCCUCUUUACACACAAACGUUAGAGUAAUAUAUACAUAUGUAUGUGUGUGUUUAUAUCUAUAUAUCUAUAUAUCUAUAUAUAUGUAUUAUAUAUUGCCGACAUGAGAACAUAAUUAUGAAUUCCCUCUUCAAGCUAUGUGUGUGCGUAUAUAUAUAUAUAUGUGUGUGUGAGUAUAUAUUAUAUAUAUAUGUGCUACAUAUAUAUGUGUAUAUACAUGCAUAUACAUAUACGCACAUGUGAGUAUAUAUGUGCGUAUGUAUAUAUACACACAUGCAUAUGUAUAAAUAUAUAUAUAUACACACACUCAUGCAUGCAUACACAUUCACAUAUAUUCUAAGGGAGAUGAAGUUGAUACACCUAGGUAAUAAAUCAAUAUACAUAUGAGUAUGGCCAAUGCUAGGUGGGUGGAGGUGCUUUUAAAGAGAGUUAAAGAAUAUAUAUACAGCCUUAAUAUUUUUCUCAGAAA
Messenger RNA from Octopus bimaculoides (California two-spot octopus), 2820 nucleotides. Its product is annotated as death effector domain-containing protein. Gene Ontology annotation, biological process: extrinsic apoptotic signaling pathway via death domain receptors; apoptotic process. NCBI's taxonomy places the organism in Eukaryota, Metazoa, Mollusca, Cephalopoda, Octopoda, Octopodidae. The record is from RefSeq and is a predicted model, not a curated record. Gene Ontology annotation, molecular function: DNA binding. Gene Ontology annotation, cellular component: nucleolus.